Penicillium diatomitis is the source of this 420-nucleotide messenger RNA. RefSeq names its product GMF family protein. Gene Ontology annotation, biological process: actin filament debranching; negative regulation of Arp2/3 complex-mediated actin nucleation. The transcript has 4 exons. The record is from RefSeq and is a predicted model, not a curated record. NCBI's taxonomy places the organism in Eukaryota, Fungi, Ascomycota, Eurotiomycetes, Eurotiales, Aspergillaceae. Gene Ontology annotation, cellular component: actin cortical patch. Bases 1 to 420 code for a protein of 139 amino acids. Gene Ontology annotation, molecular function: Arp2/3 complex binding; actin binding.
AUGCCCGGCCUAUAUUCAUUCUCACCCGAGACAAAGGAGCGACUACGCAAGUUUCGCUUGAGCUCGUCAAGAGCCAAGGAGCCGCAAGCCCAGAUCUAUGAAAUCGACAAGAACACGGGGGAGAUCCGCCCCAAAAAUGACGAGACAUAUACCAGCAUGAUGGACGUAGCCGAUGACCUGCCUGAGACUACGCCGCAAUUCAUCGUUCUCAGCCAUCCAUUGACCUUGAAGGAUGGCCGACUAUCCGUGCCCUACGUUCUGCUGUACUACAAGCCCGAAAACUGCAAGACAGAUACCAUGUAUCAGUAUGCCAAUGCAGUCGAGUUGAUGCGCACCACGGCUGGUGUGAACCGUCUUGUUCCGGUGGAGAGUGAAGACGAUGUUAUUUCCAUCGAAUCUAAGCUGGCUGGUGAUGAUUAA